Molecule: messenger RNA, 996 nt
Organism: Mangifera indica (mango)
Lineage: Eukaryota; Viridiplantae; Streptophyta; Magnoliopsida; Sapindales; Anacardiaceae
Exons: 2
Coding region: 135-944 (269 amino acids)
Source: RefSeq, a predicted model, not a curated record
GGCAGAUGCUGAUUUUAAUUUCUAGCAGUAAAGUACAUAGAAAAAAUCCUCUCCUCCACAUUGUUGGACCAUAUCUUGUGUUUGAGCUCAAAGUUUUUGAAAAAUUCAACAGUGUUACAGAGAGAGAGUGAAAGAUGCUGGCAAUGUGGGUAUCUCUGAAAGAGAAUAUGGACUGUAGAAGUAAACUGAAUGUUGUGGUUAAAAAGCAACAAAAAUGCAGAAGGAAAAAGAGUUUCAGUGGAAGAGAGAACUUGCAUUAUACUCAGCCACAUGAAAUUGGACAUCCUGUAGCUGUACCUCAAGUGCUUUUCAAGUUGAACUAUCCAAGAACUCAGUUUUACAAUGUCAACAUCGAAGAUCCGUCAAGAAAAAUCAUUGAGACCAUCUUCCUGAAAGCAUUACUGGAUCCUUCAAAGCCAUUAAGGAGAAUUGAAAAGGUGUUCAAACUGAAACAUCCAGUGGAAAUGCUUGACAGGUUUGAGAAAUAUAGGGAGAAGGUGAAGAAGAAAGCUCUUGUGCAGUACACAGGCCAUCCAAGAAGCACUGUAGAUGGAAAUGAGCUGUUGCAAUUCUAUGGCACAGUGAUGACUUGCAGUGAAAGGUUACCACAAGUCUCUGAUCUUUGCAAAGAUCCUUUCUGCCGUGUCUGCAGAAUCAUUCAGUCAAAUUACAGUACAGAAUACCUGAAGAAGAACGGGAUUCGGUUAAGUUCAAGUAGUGAAGAAUUGUGUGACAUUAAUAUGAUUGCCUUGACAAAGUUGAAGAAUAUCAAAAGGGCUGCAAUUGUUUGCAGGGCAAUUGCUGGGAGAGUUGCUAACAAGGCUGACAGAAUAUAUGAAGAUUGUGAUUCAUUCAGAUGUAGAGGACUGCAUUCCAACACUGAAAAUUUAGUUGUUACAAAUCCCUGUGCUGUACUUCCCUGUUUUGUCAUAGUCUUUACCUGACAAUCUGUAUCUUAGUUUUUGCAGUGUUUUUAGGAACACUUUUUAGUUAUGU